AAAGCUUACUAAUGAUACAUAGCCAGCAGUACUGUAAAAUCAUUGAGGUCUGUUGCAUCAAAGUAUCACAGAUAAAACAUUGGGUGAACUCAUUCGACCAUCUACAACGACACUUUCACUUUUUUAAAAUGUUAUAUCCACUUCUUGUUCCAGCAAUAAGUGGGUUAUCUCACCUUGAGAAGUGAUCAUCCAACCACAUUUGAAAGCAAGGGGGAGGUAAUCAUCGAACUCACGACCGAAAGGUGUGUGUGCGCGAGCGUGUUUGAAUGAAGCCCGACUAGUCAGAACGUGAGCGGAAAUAUUUCUUCUGCCAAUAGAGAUAACCUCUGCCACUACCUGUAGGAUAACUGACUGGAUAUCAUUCGCUGAUAACUGUAUUCCUAAAGGAACCUGUUUGUUCCUAUUAUUGAAAUUAGUGUGAAUUUUGGCCGAGUUAUCGAGUUCCUUUUUUAUGUAAUCUAGAGAUCGGUUUUAAUAAUCAAACUGUCUUAACUUCUAAACGGUCAAAGUGUUGUGUAGGUAAUCUUAUUGGUGGAUCAUUCGAUCUGAUCGAACUCCCCGUGAGUAACACACACACACACUAUAAGACAAAGAGAAAAGAGGAGGGUGCAGGAGAGAGAGAGGGGGGAUAAACAAAACGUUAAUUUCCUGUUGCAUGCAGUUUGAUUUGUGAUGUUCACGUGAGUACUAAAGGAUUGAUACAGCACAUUCACAUACCGUUUUAGAUAGAGAGACGUGGACAAGCUGGCGAUAUGUCCGGUGUGGACCGACAUAUGAUUCGGCCUCCGUCCACAUACUCAGGCAUCCCGUCGUCCUACCAGGGUCCAGGAAGCCCUAACUCAUACAACAGUCCAUCUCCGACACCCUCAGCCAACUACUCCCAAGCUUUAAGCCAGUAUCCCGCACCACAGGCACCCUACUCCGGGGGGCGCCGCCAAGACAGCACUACCGAUGACGAGGACGAUGGAGACGAUGACUAUUCGUCCUCCAUUGUGACCCCUCCUAUGUCCUCGCCCCUGAUCAAACACAGAGACGGGGAUGAUAAGCGCACCCUGAGGAGGCGGAUGGACAGGAAUGUAGAUGAGAAACCAGAGGAGAAGAAAGUAUCAGACGACGGUAGCAAAGAGGCAACCAUGAUGACCUCAUUGUCAGUGCCUUUAUCUAAAGACCUGGGCGAGGACGGCUCUGAAAUCCACGACAUACACCUUGAGCCCCCAAGCUAUCAGACAGUCAUGGACUCUCAGCACAUUACGUGCCCUCCCCAGCCCGCGGAGUCAACCGUGGUGUCGCCGCCGAACGGCGUGAGUAGCGAGAGCGCGAGCGGCACAGCAUCACCCGCCUUCUCCACUCUGGCAUCGCCUAGACUACAGCGAUCGGACUCAGUCAAGUUUUGCCGGGCGUCGAACGGCAAUGCUCAGCGCAGCGGGCACGGCAUCGCAGUGGCCGGGAUGGCUGGGUCGAAUCCAGCAACCGGCGUCACCCGCCCCACGCGCCGUGUGCCCAGUCUUAAACUCAAGCGUCUCCACGUGCAAGGCUCGAGGGGCGGACUCGGGGGUGGAGGGGAUAAACUGAUACCUCCUGACACGUGCGGCGGCGGCGACGGCUCCAGUGGCACAGGUAAUCUGGGGCCUCCGCCUACCGUGCUGCAUAGCGGACACGUGAACCCCUCUAUCACCAUCACCCUCGACUCGGACUCGGAUUCUGUAUACAGUGAUUACCUGAGCCCGGAAAUCAACUACAAAAAUCACGAGAAUAAAGUUCAAUUCCUCGGUGACGAGACUAGCCUUUAUGGAACGCCAAAGGAGGAACUUCCGGCGGAGAAAGACACAGCAUCCUUGGACGCUUUAAGCAAAAACACCAGUGCUAAAACUUACUUAAAGGAACAAAUCAUGAAUUUCUUCCAGCCGUCCGACAACAAACUAGCCAUGAAGCUGUUUGGCAACAAAACCGCCCUUAUCAAGGAGAAGAUGCGUCACAAGAGGGUGGGGAACUGGGUCAUCCACCCUUGCAGUAACUUUAGAUUCUACUGGGAUCUCUUUAUGUUAGUUCUACUGAUCGCCAACCUGAUCAUCCUUCCAGUGGCCAUCUCGUUCUUCAAUGAUGACCUCAGUACUCACUGGAUAGUCUUUAAUUGUAUAUCAGACACUGUGUUCUUCUUGGAUAUAGUCAUCAACUUCAGAACAGGCAUCAUCCUGAACGACUACGCAGACGAGAUCAUCCUAGACCCGAAGCUGAUCGCCAGACAGUACAUCCGGACCUGGUUCUUUCUGGACUUGCUCAGCAGCGUACCCAUGGAUUACAUCUUUCUUAUGUGGGACUCUGAGGCCGACUUCAACCAGUUGUUCCAUGCAGGUAACAACAAAAACAACAACAAUUGGAAGCAGGAGACACCGGCGUACUGGCAAGGGCGAGCUCUCAGGAUGUUAAGGUUGGCCAAGCUUCUUAGUUUAUUACGACUGCUUCGUUUGUCCAGACUUGUCCGCUAUGUCCAGCAAUGGGAAGAGUUCCUGGCCUUCGCAGGCAAGUUCAUGAGGAUCUUCAAUUUGAUCUGUCUCAUGUUCCUGUUGGGUCACUGGAACGGAUGUUUGCAGUUCCUUGUCCCGAUGAUCCAAGAUUACCCUAAAGACUGUUGGGUGUCUUUAGAAGAACUCAAGUUCCUGGCCAUUGCAGGCAAGUUUAUGAGAAUCUUCAACCAUAUUUGCCUCAUGUUUCUCCUGGGACACUGGAACGGUUGCCUUCAGUUUUUGGUGCCCCUCAUCCAAGAUUUCCCAAAAGACUGCUGGGUUUCUACAGAGGGGCUUAAGGACUCACAUUGGGCUGAGCAGUACACCUUCGCCCUAUUUAAGGCAUUAUCUCACAUGCUAUGCAUUGGUUACGGGCGCUUCCCGCCCCAGAAUAUGUCCGACACUUGGUUAACUAUUCUCAGCAUGCUGAGUGGCGCCACUUGUUACGCCCUGUUCCUUGCUCACACCACCGCCCUUAUACACUCAUUUGACACCUCAAGGCGCCUAUAUAACGACAAGUUCAAACAAGUGGAAGAAUAUAUGAUCUACCGGAAGUUGCCAAGAAGUUUACGCCAACGAAUUACCGACUACUAUGAGCAUCGAUACCAAGGGAAAAUGUUUGACGAGGAGACGAUACUUUCAGAGCUGAAUGAAUGUUUGAAGCACGAAGUAGUCAAUCACAAUUGUCGAUCUCUGGUGGCAUCAGUUCCUUUCUUCACGAACGCUGAUCCGUCGUUUGUCUCCGAGGUGGUCAGCAAGUUGAAAUUUGAGGUGUACCAGCCCGGGGAUUACAUUAUCAAAGAAGGAACCAUGGGAACCAAGAUGUUCUUCAUACAAGAAGGUAUUGUGGAUAUUAUCACAGCAGACGGGGAGGUGGCUACAAGUCUUUCAGACGGUUCCUACUUCGGCGAAAUCUGUCUGCUAACCAAUGCCCGGCGAGUGGCCAGUGUGCGAGCCGAGACGUACGCUUGCCUCUACUCAUUGGCGGUGGAACACUUUAAUAGCGUGCUGGAUAGGUACCCUGUGAUGAGAAGGACUAUGGAGAGUGUGGCCGCGGAGAGACUGACCAAGAUUGGAAAGAACCCCAGCAUCGUCAGCAGCAGGGCUGACCUGGAGGAGGACCAGAAGCUGGUCAACGAGAUCGUCAUGGAAUCUACGCCUAUACCAACCAGUGCCAGCGAGGAUGAUGAACGAGACUCCGAUGACAGCUCUGACGGAAGCAAGCACAAAAAGAAAUCGUCUUUCAAAUUCGACUUCUCCACCAAACUGCACAAGAUCUCAGAAGAGCGAAAGAACAAAUCAAGGGAGCAGGCAUUACAAAAGGAAAAAGAUCUUCUAGACUUUGAAGACAACAAGCAGCAUCAUCACGGUCCAUCUUGGACAAAACUGCCCAAAGUCUAUUCAGGUUCUAAUUUAUUUGGUCUCAAAGUUCCAUCCUUACCAGAACGUAAACGAUCAGGAAGUGUUGGCGACGCCUACGGCCUGUCCAGUACUCGCCUUACCCAAAGUCUAGACGAAACAGAAGAGGAAGGGCUUCAAGAACCAGAUGAAAAGCGGCGCGGAAGUUUUCUGGGUGGGCGUUUAUUAAAAGGCUUCGAGCUCAAAGACUUAAAACCAAAAUCGAGUAAGGACGUGAAAAAGUCCCCGUUCCUUGGCGAACGUAAAACCCCCCACUCUGCAGAAAGCGGAUUUCUUGGUGUGUCCUCUGAAGAAAGCGCAAGUCUGCUGACGCCGUGUGAACCAAAAGACUUAAAUGAUUCCGUUAUUCAUGUAGGAGAAGUAGGCAAGCCCUCAGAUACUUCUUCGGAGACAGCUCAAAGAAGUCCAUCUAAAAAAGCCGGCUCUACUUCAGAAGGGUCGACAUUCUGUGGGCUCCGCUCCUUAAAAUCCUCUUUAAAAUCAACAAACGCUGCCAACUCCAGUGAACCAGCUGAGAUGUCGGGUGUGGAAUGCUCGGAAAUAGGCAGCUCUCAUUUAGCAUCCAGCAAAAAGGAAGCACAUUCGCAAGGAGAACAGGCCGAAAGUGCAGCGAAAGAAAGCAAAAAGGAUCAAACAGCUAAAGUUGUGUUUUUCACUGAUCCCAUCGUGCUAGCGUAUGGCAAAAAUAAAAGCAAUAAUAGCACUAGUUGACCUAGAGAUAGAAUUACUUCAUUUUCUCAUUUCAAACAGUACAAUACAUUUUUGAAUGUGUAGGCUUUGGCUAAAGUUUAAGACAUUUUUCGUAUACACAAUAAAAAGUCUGAAUGCUUACAGUACAGUCCUGGGCGUGUAGGAUUUGCUUUAAAUUUCAUAAAUAGUUCUACAUCCUGAGUUGAAGCGCUAUUUAUAUUGUAAUCAAAAAGUCCAUACACCAAAGUGUAUUUCAUUUAUGAGGAUUAUUUACUGGACUGCGAAAUGUCACUCAAAAGAAAGGAUUCAUAUAGCAUAUAGGCGUAAACUUAAGUCAAAGGAAAUUCAGGUACUUUCUGCAAGAAGCACUUACACCAUUUAUCCCCGUGAUCUACUAAAAGCACUGCUUCUAAGAGCAAGAACUCUAGUCAAGCUUCAUACGUCAAGGGAAAGAGCUCUGAGUUCCUCAAAUCCAUUUCUUUUAUAUCAUUUAGCCGAAAGAACAAUUGAAUGUUAUUUUCUGUAUUCGUUCCUUAUGCUGUAGAAUUUGACGCACUAGUUUUUUUUUUUCUUUUGUAUGAACCACUAUGCAUUGUAAGAUGACAAAAAGGGAAUUGGAACUCCACCAAAUGAAAUACACAACUUGCAUGCCCUUGUUAAGUGCAGAGUCCCUCGGGGAUUUCAAAAUGCAAGGAUUGCGUACAUAUUGUAUGAAUUGUAAGUUUUAAACCUUCAGGAACCUAAUAUACUCCGUAAUUUUCAAUACGUACUAUAUAGCGGAAUUCUUUUCAGUACCAUACUCCAAUUAAUUUGGUUUUUGCUUGCUUGCAAAAGUAUUGAAAAGUGAUUGCCGCUUGUCAGGUUGUGUAGAUUAGGUUCUAAUGAUAGCUUCAAUUGGAUCUAUAUUUGAUUCAAGAUUUACACUUUAAGUUUAUAAGCAUUAUGUUAUAGUGAAUGGCCAUUGGCGUAAGCUUGAAACAUCGACUUCAUUCAGAAUAAAUAGUUUAUAUGUCUUCAUCAAGGUUGACGAGGCGGGAGGCGUGGAAUAUACAACAGCUUUUCAUAAUUGAAAUCAGAAUAUUGUUUUUACCAAGUUUUACGUAUAUUUGUUUUCAAAUGCAAUAUUAAAUAUUUUAGUACAAGAGUACAUAAACUCUCUCUCUCUUAUAUAUAUAUAUAUCAGUGACGUCACAAGGGGGUGCGGUCCGUACAGGGUGACACCCAUCAGGGGGGUGACACCCGAAUGAAAAAUAAAUUUAAUAUUGGCAAAUACUAGAAAAUAAAAGCCCGAAACGAAAAAAAAAUUAUAUUGGCAAAAACUAGCAGAUUCAAAAAUAAAUAAAUCUCAAGAUAUAUACCCAAAUAUGUCUAGGAAAAUCUAAUGCACUAAUCUAGAUCUAUAUAUUUUUAAGACCUAAUUUUAUAUAUUAUAUUUUCAAUGAUAUAAAUGUCCACACACAAAAAAUUACGUGAUAACAAGGAAGGGGGACGCAAAGGCAGUUUUUUUUUUUUACAGAACAAACAUUGAUUGUAUUUUCAUUGUAGUUAUUUUAUAUUUUAGUAUUAAUUAGGCGAAAGAGACUUUAUUGCUAAAUUUUACGACAAUUUAAAUUAUUAAUUAUGUGAUGUCGUUUUAUCGGCCAAGCCUCCUCAACAACGUGAUUCUAGAGCCUUCGCCGUUUUUACGGCAGUACAAACCAAUUUCUCUUACUAACGUAACAUCGUACUAUUGACAUUUUUUGCGUGAACAGAACAGGCCCGCUACAAGAGGCCUUUCUAGAGAUGAGGAUGAUCUGAGGACAACAAGCCCAUUACAAACUCGCAUUAACUACUGCAGCUUUUCUCAAGCUAUGGUGGGGGGCACCUCUGGGGGGGGGGAACAGACAUUCUCUCAUGAGGGCGCGACGCCCUGACCGAUGGGGAGAGCCUGAAUCAAUACAUAUUAUUUUAUAGGGGUAUAAUUAAAAUGUGCAUUGUAGUUAUCAAUCAAAUUUUGAAUAUUAACACAGUGAAAUGACAUUAUCAAUGUUUAAAAAGUUAAAAUAUUGUAAGAUAAGACUUCGUAUCAUCUUCUAAUAAGGAUCUUUUAAAAUAUUUACCGUUUUUUGUGUUAGGCGUUUGCUAAAAUAUCGAUUAAACAUUUUUUGAAGACGACAUUUCAAAACGUCUCUGCUGACGUGAUUAUUUUUGAAAGGUCAGAAUGUUCAAAAUUCUAUAGUGUUUAACAUCGUUAUGUUGAGGACCUUUGUGUGACACAAACUAAAAAGGUUCGCGGCAAGGCUUCUUACUGAACAUGAAGAUGAUGUUAAGACAUACGUGCUCGCUAUGUGUACCUCGAACAUCCCCCGUGUAGUAGUAUUGGCCAAUGCUGCCUCCUUCUUUAAUAGACUUAAAUUUAGUUACUUUUUAACUCGUUUAAAUAAUGUGCUCAGAUUCCAAGAAAAUAUUCUAUAUCGGAAUAACGUCCCACUCCGUUAUAAUUUAACACUGACAUGGGCUCUUCUUACUACGAGAAGAAAAAUACAUUGAAGACGACACAAGCUGAGAACGAAGGAAAACGCCUGGAGGAGCUAACGACACUUCAACAGACCACCUUGCUGGAUAGAUAGGGAACAUAAUGCCUCUCUAAUAGUAUCUCCAGAAAGAACGUUUUCGGUUAUACAAAACAGUCUAAAGUUAUGUACAUAGCACUAUUUUUUUUUAAAAAAAAAUGCUUAGUCGGCGGGGGCGCCAACGAUGAAAGUUGAGAAACACUGCCUCAAAUGUCUCUCACACUUUAGAUACAGCCCGUUCACCACUUUUUAAUUGAAUUUUAUUUGAACUGCAAACUUCUUUCUAAUAGAAAUUGUACAUGAUACAAUUAAUGAAAAUGAGUUUCUAAAGCUCAGAAAUGCUGAAAAAUGCUUGGUGCCCGGGGCGAAUCGAUAGGGGAUCAUUUAACGCUCAAAAAUCCCAAUAGAUGCCUAAGUAUUUUCCCCUUUAGAUGGUAGUUAAAGUUUGAAUAACACAGCAUAAUGUUAUACCGUUUCCGUCUAAAAGUCUAACAAAGUUUAGGUGAAUUUAAUAAAUAUGCAUUGUAAAAUAUGCAAAAGAAAUGAAAAAAUGACAUAAACAAUUGCAUUUUCUAAUAGAAUUGACAAAUUUUACAAUUGUGCAAAAAUCGAUGCCAGUAGGUAAUCCACUUACUGUAUUGGUUCAACAAAAUGAAUUUUUAUUAGGAAAUGUGGAUAAAGUUGAUAGCGCGGGAAAGGGGUGACACCCCGAGCUGACCGCGCCGGGUGACACCGACCUAGUGACGCCACUGAUAUAUAUAUAUAUAUAUAUAUAUAUAUAUAUAUCAAAACAUAUAGAGAUAAUCAAAUAAGCAAAAUAUCUGAUGAAAUAGAAAUAUUUCAAGAAAUUCUGGUUCUAAAUAGAUGAACGAUUCAGAAGAAAGCAAGUGUAAGGCAUGUCCACUAGGUAUCAAAUAGCUGAAAUAAAUGUUUUGUCGUGAGAGGUCAGUAAAUAUUGCCUUGUAGAUAACUAUUAAAGUCAACACUUCAAACCUCGUACAUCUGAAUUGAAACAAAGGUGAGAGGAAAGUAACACAUGUACUAUUUAUACAUUCUCCAUGAUCCACAUGGUUUCUUAACGUAGAGCUGAAGUGUGAGAACCACAACUCCAGUGUUUUAUUUGGUGGAGCAGUUACCCAGUUUCUUGUUAUUUGUACAUUAUACUCUAUGUUGCUCCUGUUUCCAGAACUGCCUAUAUAUAUUUUUAUUUUCUUCACCAGUGUCAUGGGAAACCAACUUUGUAUUUCUCAUAUUCUGUUGUUGAAUUAGUUUUUAUAGUGUAGAUACUUUAAUGUCAGACAUAUGUUAUAGAAAUACACCGUGUAGUAUGCGGGAAUUGAAAUCAUUUGAUUUAGAGAUUGUAUGCUAGUCAAGUGUGCAAAUUUUGUACUACUAAUGUUUUAGCCUGUGUCUGUUUCUCUAGCUCUCUCUAGUUUUUUCUCUCAUUAUAAAUCUUCCCCAUCCUAAACAAAUCAAUCUUUAUGACUUUACAGCAAAGUUCGUUUUCUGUUUAUAAAAAUGAGGAUAAAAAAAUAUUUCUUGUUCUAAGGGAAGUAAUAUCAGAAAUUUUUCGGACAGUUUUAAGGCUAAGGUACAUAAUUAAAUUAAAAGAGUAAAACUUGUCAUAAUAGUAUAAUAAAUAUUUGUAGUGUUUAAUUGUAAUUCACAGUGGUGAUGAAUGUAAAUCUAUAUUAAAGAUAGUAUACAGUUUCGUCAUUAUUAAGUUACUACAUACUAUAGUCAACUAUAAGAUUCUUGUUGCAACUAAACUCUAUCAUGAAAAAUACCGUAAUGUCAAAACAUUCAGAAAUCGGGUGUAAAAUAAUAAGAGUACACUUUGCACUUUGAUGUUUUAGGAUCAUCUUCACUUACAUGUACAGAUACAAUACAAUAAGAGAGAAAAAGAAAAGAAAGAGAUAUGAAGAAUCAUGGUGGAAAAAAAAAAAAAAAGCCUUAGAAAAUAAAAAUGUAUUGACUUUGAAAUAAAUAGACAAGGACGCCAUAUUGACAGAUCACUGUUCCCUAAUAAAUAACAAUUACUUUGUCCUACUAGCUAGAGGGCUUAGAAAUCUGGGUUCUACAUCGUUGAAAAGUGGGCACACACAUUUCUGUUAACGUUCACUCGAAGACUAUCAAUACUUCUGGCUUCUGUGCGUUGAAAACACCAAAAAGGUUUCUUUUUUUGGUCAUGAAAAUCUACACGACAAAUCUUCAGUUUCACAACUGACACCAUUUUGUAGAACCUUUCCCCUAGUUGGAAGUCAGUGGCGCUAAUAAAUAAUUACAUUUUUUGAUAAGUAACGAUUUUAUUUACUGUAAAACACGUUUAUUUCGGAAUGGCAAAUACACAUACAUACAUUUCUUGUUCGUUUUUUCCCCUCAGUUCUAACUUAUAUCUCCUCCCUCUGUCUGUUCUAACUUAUGUCUCCUCCCUCUGUCUGUUCUAACUUAUGUCUCCUCCCUCUGUCUGUUCUAGCUUAUGUCUCCUCCCUCUGUCACUAUUUUCUUUUAUCGAUUAAAAGUUCUACGUUAAAAAAAUCAUCUCUUUGUGUGGUAUCUGAUUGAUGUGCAUUCAGUAACUUAAGGAGAGUUCUUAAUGGUUUAAUAAAGGUUUUCAUUUUCAUUUGGUUGAUGUCUCACUAGAGUUGACUAAUUACAGCAUUGACAACUAGAUGCUGUUAAAAUAUUCUUGCAGAUUCUCUUCUCCAGAAAUGUUCAAGCCCCUUAUUCUUUUCAUUAGUGAUUAUGUCAAAGACCUAUUCAUAUUAUACACACUUAAUCCGUCGUUAUCAAGCAAAGGUAAAUUUGAUUUAAAAAAUGUUCACAAUUAUGUUACUAAUGGAGUUAAGUUUAAAAUGACCAUUUUUGUUUUUUACUUUUAUUUAUGUUAACAUUAAACAACUCAGAGGCAGCCUUAGUGGGUGGCGAGUGCGUCAACUUCCCAGUCACGGCGCCUCACGAUGAAGAGAAUCUUUUGUCACCCUCAGCCCAUCGGAUAACUAUUACUGGCCCUGAUAUGACACCAGCCCAAAGCCCACGCGCUUCUAAGGUCUCCUCUGAGCAACUUAGUGUGAAAAUGAAAUCUGUACAAUGAUUAGUGCAUUCAUAAUUAUAACUUUAUUAGGCAUACAUUUUUGUUGUCUACAUUAAAUGUAUACACAUAAAUAUAAAUACAUUAUUUAUGUUUAGCAGUGCACAUGUGUGUGUCUGUGUGGAUGCUCCAAGUUUGAGUUUAUUAAUUAAAAUUCUAACGCUUGAUAAUAAAUUUGUAACAAUUUAUAAAAUUAGAUUUCUGUCCCGUCAUUCCAUAUCCCCACAUGUAGCAAGUAGCUCAAAGUCCUUGUUUUUAUAACCAUUGCUUUCUUCGCUACAUUUCUAGAGCUGCUAUUAAAAAGUCGUUUGAUAUAACUUCCUAAACCUUUUUCUUUUCAAACUAGAAAGAAGUAUUAACUACUAUGUCUGUGUUAGAUAAUGAAACAUUAUUAUUUUACUUUUACUCAUUCUUAAUUAAUGUAGAAGUCAAAUGAGUCGACAGUUUAUACCUUUGAUCAGUCUCCAUCUUUGUUUGUACCUCAUCCAAAGUAUCGACAAUUCCAAUGGUUUCACAUUGAUUGAUUUCUUUAUGUUGCUUUCAUUUGAUUUGAUGUACAUUUUUAUUUACUUCAGUUUCCACCUGAGUCAGAUGUAGCGCCAUUCAGAGAAACUACAGUUCUAUUAUGAUUUCCAGAAAAUGCAACGAAAAUCAUUAAAAUUGAUAAAAAUCCUA
Messenger RNA from Biomphalaria glabrata, 10931 nucleotides. Its product is annotated as potassium/sodium hyperpolarization-activated cyclic nucleotide-gated channel 4-like. Gene Ontology annotation, molecular function: monoatomic ion channel activity. The record is from RefSeq and is a predicted model, not a curated record. Lineage: Eukaryota; Metazoa; Mollusca; Gastropoda; Planorbidae. The transcript is spliced from 12 exons. Gene Ontology annotation, cellular component: membrane. The coding region runs from base 753 to 4634 and encodes 1293 amino acids. Gene Ontology annotation, biological process: transmembrane transport; monoatomic ion transport.